AUGGCCUCUCCACUGCACUUGGACCCGGCGGUCGUCGAAGCCGCGGCCAUCGCGUCCGUCAAGCUAGGGCUCGCGCACCACAAGACCUUUGCGAAUGAGCCCGCGGACGCGCGGGGGGACCUCACGCUGUCGGCUGCGUCGCCGCUCGUGCAAGCGUCGCUGGCGUUCGACGAGCGUAGCGCGCCCGCGCGCGGCACGGACAUAACAUCGCUCCUCUCGUUUCUGCAGACCAAUCUGGUCGGCGUCGCGAGCGGCUUCAACGCCAACACGGACACGUUCCUCGCGUACGUUCUCGGCGGCGUCUUGCCGCAAGCCAACGUGCUCGACUUUUACAUCAACGCGGUGGACCCGACGACGAUUUCGUGGUCCAAAGCGCCGCUCAUCCAGCGCCUCGAGAUGAACGUCGUCCACUGGUUCUGCGACCUCGUCGGCUACGCCCGCGACUCGUCGCUCGGCAUCUUUACGCAGGGCGCGAGCGGCGCCAACUUUGACGCCGCGGUGAUCGCCCGCGUCAAAAAGUUUCCGCGCAACCGCGACAUUGCACGUGGCACGGUGUACGUCUCGUCCGGUGCGCAUUUCUGCAAUGCGCGGGGCGCGCGCAUGGCCGGCAUCUUACCCGAGCACGUCCGGCAGCUACCGGUCGACGCGACCGGGCGGCUACGCCUUGAUGCACUGGCCGCGGCGCUCGCGGCCGAUGUCGCCAACGGCCUCGUGCCGUUUUUGAUGGUCGCGAGCCUCGGCACGACGUCGCUUGGGGCGGUCGACGAUCUAAACGGGAUGGCCGACCUCGCGGACUCGUACGGCUGCCACUUGCACUGCGACGGCGCGCUCGGUGGUUUUUUCUGCUCACGGAGCCGCGCGCAUUCGGUGUCGCUCGACUUUCACAAGGGCAUGGCGCUACCCUACGCGACCUCGAUGCUGCUCGUCAAGGACAAAAACGACUUGAUCAACGGCUUUAGCGCCAACGACGACAUGGAGUACCUCAAGAAGACGGAGGUCAAUUCGCGCUUUGGCAUUGGCACCCAAGACGAGUUUGAUUUGGAUUUGAUCACGUUUGCCGACUGCAGCCCCGACCUCUCGCGCGCGUGCAAGGGCCUCAAAGUGUGGUGGCUCCUCAAACUGCACGGCCUCGACGCGUGGAAAGCCCACUUUGACCAUCUGCUCAACGUGGCCGACGCCGCUCGCCGAGCCAUCGCCACGAUACGCGGCCUCGAACUCGCGCCCGGCGAUCUCAACGUGGUGAAUUUCCGCGCCAACGUGCCUGGCGACGCGGACACGGUGAACGCAGCGACCGACGCGCUCCUCGCCGCCGUCAACGCUCGCCGCGCCGUCUUCUUGUCCAUGGCCACGUACACCACAACGGACGGCGUCAAGUACGCGACCGCGCGCGCGUGCUUUAUGAACCACAACGUGACGCUGGCGACCGUGCAAACGCUUGUGGACGAGCUCCGUGCGGUCUUGCUGCCGUAA
Messenger RNA from Saprolegnia parasitica CBS 223.65, 1470 nucleotides. RefSeq lists its product as hypothetical. The coding region runs from base 1 to 1470 and encodes 489 amino acids. Gene Ontology annotation, molecular function: pyridoxal phosphate binding; carbon-carbon lyase activity. Gene Ontology annotation, biological process: carboxylic acid metabolic process. NCBI's taxonomy places the organism in Eukaryota, Oomycota, Saprolegniomycetes, Saprolegniales, Saprolegniaceae. The record is from RefSeq and is a predicted model, not a curated record. The transcript is spliced from 2 exons.